UAUCAACCACCCAUCUCUCUCUAUAAUCUCUUCCUCGUAUUUCAUCUCUGUACAUGUAAGCACCGCUUCUGGGUUACACGCAAACAUGGCUUCUCUAUCGUACGGAGUUUCGAACAUAUGCAGAAGCCAAGAGAUUCUGUCGGCAACGGUUCAGAUUCGUCCCACUGGGCUACAUAUCACAGGAAGAAUCAGAGCUGCGAAGAAAAUCUUAUAUAAUGGAUUGUCAUCAUCAGUGGAGGGGAGAGUCAAUACACAAAGAAUGAUGUGUAGAGUGAGCUCAGAAUCAUCUACUGAAACUGAAGAAGAUUCUGCCACAAAGACCAAGAAGACGCCGUUUGGAUACACGAGGAAGGAUGUUCUGUUGAUAGGAGUGGGAGUGACUGCACUUGGUAUCGGGCUAGAGAGCGGACUUGAGUAUGUGGGAGUAGAUCCUUUGCAAGCAGGUAAUGCUGUACAGCUGAUAUUGGUGCUAGGCUUGACACUAGGUUGGAUAUCGACUUACAUCUUUAGAGUCGGUAACAAGGAGAUGACUUAUGCUCAGCAGCUUCGUGACUACGAGUCUCAAGUCAUGCAGAAACGGUUGGAGAGCUUAUCUGAGGCGGAGUUAGAGGCGUUGAUGGAACAAGUUGAUGAAGAGAAGAGACAAGUUUAGUAGGCUUAGGCUCCUCUACUGUUCCGUUCACCUGCAAAAUUAGUAAAAGAAUCACAGGCAGGUUUUAAUGUUGGUUCUUGUCCCUCAAUGUUGGUUGUAUGAUACACAAAAGAAUACAAAUCAAAGAAUAUGUUGAAACGGUUGAA
Molecule: messenger RNA, 798 nt
Organism: Raphanus sativus (radish)
Lineage: Eukaryota; Viridiplantae; Streptophyta; Magnoliopsida; Brassicales; Brassicaceae
Exons: 5
Coding region: 86-652 (188 amino acids)
Source: RefSeq, a predicted model, not a curated record